Messenger RNA from Nasonia vitripennis (jewel wasp), 776 nucleotides. RefSeq lists its product as uncharacterized. Lineage: Eukaryota; Metazoa; Arthropoda; Insecta; Hymenoptera; Pteromalidae. Bases 381 to 776 code for a protein of 131 amino acids. The record is from RefSeq and is a predicted model, not a curated record. The transcript has 2 exons.
UUUCUACUUUUAGACCAAUGAGAAAUCGUCUUUCAGACCCAUCCAAUCAGGGCCUGUGCUUCUUUUAAGCAUCCAAUUGUAAAAAAUCAUAAGGUGGAGUUUCUUCUUAUAUAAACCAGGGUGAGGAAAGUCAUCUGUUCAUUUUCAAUCCACACUUCUUACUGAAAUUCUAACUCUACAAAGCUCCAAGAUGACUACAAUGUGUGAAUACAAAAAGAUGUUCGAAAAUACCAUACUGAAAUAUCCAGAAGAAAAUGUUUAUAUUGUUGACAUUCAAGGAUUUCAAAGAAUUGCUGUGGAUACUUUUAUUUUCAAGGAAAUUAGUUUCCUCAACGUAAAAAAAAACAGCUUUACCAACUGCUUACCUCUUCAAGUCUCCUAUGCCGUGGGAAGAACUUACCGAGGAAGAAAAAUGUAUGAUUCAUUGGCUAGAAAAAAGUUACCAUGGAAUCGAAUGGAAUUCUGGUGACAUUCCAUACCAUCGACUUCAACAAGUCUUACAAAUCUUUACGCGAGGUGUUAAAAAAAUAUUCGUUAAAGGAGAACAGAAAGCACUGUGGUUAAAAAAUUAUUUGCCGAAUACUCUAAUAUCCAAUGUCGAAGAUCUCGGAUGCCCUCCACUGGAGAACAUAAAAAGUAAUAAAAAUUACUUUUGCUUGCACCAUCAACUUUCUAUUAGAAGAAAACCAGCAUGUGCCGUCCAUAAUGCUCUUUCAAUAAGAGCAUGGUUAUUAAAUUAUUUGUCUGGAAAAUUUAGUCAAGACGAAGUUGAUUAA